Messenger RNA from Trichomycterus rosablanca, 3579 nucleotides. It is a transcript of the gene mfsd8, whose product is annotated as major facilitator superfamily domain containing 8. The record is from RefSeq and is a predicted model, not a curated record. The transcript has 12 exons. Gene Ontology annotation, cellular component: lysosomal membrane. Gene Ontology annotation, biological process: transmembrane transport. Gene Ontology annotation, molecular function: transmembrane transporter activity. The coding region runs from base 73 to 1581 and encodes 502 amino acids. Lineage: Eukaryota; Metazoa; Chordata; Actinopteri; Siluriformes; Trichomycteridae.
AACAAGGGAGGCAUUUGGAAUAAAUGUAAUUUGAAUCCCUAUAAAUUAAUAAGUAAAGGUUUUUUAUCAGAAAUGUCUCUGCUCGAUUCAGAAGAAACUUCUCCACUCCUUAAAGGAGAUGCUGAAAGCUUGCAGGAAGCUGAGAAAAGUCGGUGGAGGUCCAUUAGGAUCAUGUACUUUACCAUGUUCCUGAGCAGUGUGGGUUUUACGAUUGUCAUCACAUCGAUAUGGCCUUAUCUGCAAAAGAUUGAUGACAGCGCAGAUGCCAGCUUCUUGGGUUGGGUAGUGGCUGCAUAUAGCUUGGGACAAAUGGUGGCAUCACCUCUGUUUGGGUUUUGGUCCAAUCACAGGCCUCGACGGGAGCCACUGGCCUGUUCUAUAGCAAUCAAUGUUGUGGCCAACAUCUACUAUGCUUAUGUGUACCUUCCUGCCUCUCAUAACAAGUACCACAUGCUCCUGGCUAGAGUGUUUGUUGGAUUUGGAGCAGGUAAUGUAGCUGUAGUGAGAUCUUACGUAGCAGGUGCCACCUCGCUGAAUGAGAGAACUGGUGCUAUGGCUAACAUGAGUGCCUGCCAAGCUCUGGGAUUCAUUCUUGGACCAGUUCUUCAGGCAGGCCUGUCGUUUAUUGGUGAAAAAGGCUUCAGUGUGGACUUCAUAUAUUUGAAGUUUAACAUGUACACUGCACCAGCGCUGCUCGCUGCCUGCUUCAGCAUCAUCAAUAUCCUGCUGGUUAUCAUAUUCCUCAGGGAGGUCAGUGUAGAUGACCAUGGAAAUCGGAUCAGAGCUAUAAACUAUGUCUCAGAAGAGCGAGAAGAUGUGCCACCUGAAGUAGAGGGAAAUAUUGACCAAAUUGCUGUGCUGACAUCCAACAUCCUGUUCUUCGUCAUACUCUUUAUAUUUGCUGUGUUUGAAACUAUAUCCACCCCAUUGUCGAUGGACAUGUUUGCAUGGACUAGAAAGGAAGCUGUUCUGUACAAUGGGAUUAUAUUAGCAGCCAUUGGUUUAGAGUCCAUCAUAGUUUUCCUGGUGGUCAAAGUGAUGUCUGAGAGGUUUGGUGAUCGUCCAGUACUUAUGGGUGGCUUAGCCAUCAUAUUUAUUGGCUUCUUCAUACUGUUACCUUGGGGAAACCAGUAUCCAAACAUUCAGUGGACAGACCUUCAGAAUAAUUCUAUGCCAGCUAUACAUUUGGAACCUACUGCUUCCCCUAAUGGGACUUUGGAGCCCACUGGAUGCCCAUCUGAUCAGCUUUGGUGCCAGUAUAUUCCCGCUAUCCACCUGGCACAAUACUUAACAUCUGACAUUCUCAUAGGAGUGGGAUAUCCUGCAUGUAACGUCAUGUCCUACACACUGUACUCAAAGAUCCUGGGACCCAAGCCACAGGGUGUCUAUAUGGGUUGGCUGACGGCUUCGGGCAGUGGAGCUCGAACCCUUGGUCCGGUGUUUGUUUCUCAGGUCUAUACCAUAUUAGGACCUCGGUGGGCCUUCGGUCUCAUUUGCAGCAUUGUACUAGCAGCCAUUGUACUUCUGACUGCCAUGUAUAAAAGACUCGUUGCUUUCUCUGUGCGGUAUGAAAGGUUAUAGAAGUGACAGCUCUAUACACAAAAACCCACUAAUCUGUUAUUCCUGCUUUAUAAGGGAACAUUCAGUUCUAAAAUUAGAGAGCUAGUGCAGACUGGAACCACAAUUGAGUGUCAGUCAUCAAAAGUCCAGGGGUCUCUUACAAAUAAUGGACCUUAUUAGCAGGAGCGGUCUCGGUGUCUCAAUGAACGUCUAUCCACAGCGCAUUACAAACCGGAAGUCUUAUUCACAAAACCUUUGUGGUAUUUAUUUAAAAAUUCAGACAGAUGUGUCUCACUUGAAAGCAGUGUUGUAACAAUGUGCAAUUAAUUACAUGUAAUACAUGUUUCAUCUCUUUCCUGGUACACCACAUUGCUUUCAACCCCCCACCGGUAUCGAUCUAGAAGACUAAUCUGGCCAAAAGUAUGUUUUAUAUAAUCUUUUUUAUACAAAGGUAUUAUAGGAGAGUACCUUAAACUGAAAUGAGGAAACUUUAUUGCUUGUGAUGUCAUGAUGAGGGUUUUAUAUUAUAUUAUAUAAAGCUCCAUGGAAUUGUCUUUAUUGAGAGAUAUUUAUGUGUAUUUAUUCUUUCGCUAUAUUUUAGCUAACACUGGUGGAUGGAUGGAUGGAAGUAAAUGUUUGCAGUUAUACUUUGGAGUUUAAGUGGCAAUGGUUUAAACUAACUUGAAUCUAAGUGUACAGUCUGUUUUGCUGAUUUAACACAUUCAUACAGGGAAUGAACCUAAAUGUGGCAUUUCUUGCCAAUUUUUAAUUUGCUUAAAUUUAACAUGGAAAACAUGAAAAUGGAAAAAAUGAAAGAAUAAUACUAAUAUUCAUAAUAAGAGUUUGCAAAGUUCCUUAAGUCAGGGUUUUUUUUUACACUUAAGGGUUGUGCACCAGAAAAUGGGUCACAGAGAAAAAAUAAUAAUAAAUAAUAUUUAUUAUAAAUUUUAACAGCACCGAAACACAAAACUAACUUGUACGCGGUCGGGCGGCACGGUGGGUAGCAGUCGCCUCACAGCAAGGUCUUGUGUUCAAUCCCCAGGUGGGCCGGUCCAGGUCCUUUCUGUGUGGUGUUUGCAUGUUCUCCCCGUGUCUGCGUGGGUUUACUCCGGGUGCUCCGGUUUCCUCCCACAGUCCAAAGACAUGCAAGUGAGGUGAAUUGGAGGCACUAAAUUGUCCAUGACUGUGUUCGAUAUAACCUUGUAAACUGAUGAAUCUUGUUUAAUGAGUAACUACCGUUCCUGUCAUGAAUGUAACCAAAAGUGUAAAACAUGACGUUAAAAUCCUAAUAAACAAACAAACAAACAUGUACGCGGUCGCCCUCUUGUGGAGGCUUAAAAAAACGUUUAAAAAAAAAACCCUGCCUUAAGUUAUACAAAUAUCAUGUAUGCAGAGCUCAGCUGUUCAGGUCCACCUCUAAAACCACUGGAGCUUAACCUCCUGAAGUACUACAGAUUUUUCUCUUUACAUUCAGGUCCAGAUUGUAAAAUAUUGAGUGUCUGUGUAACUUUAAGAUGUUUUAUAGAUGGAUUGAGAUGCACUGCAAGCUUUUUGGUUACAGGAAAGAGCUUUAAAACAAACAUGUGAUUAUUUUGUACAGUCUGGUCAUCCAAAGUGAGUCCCAGACUAUCUGUGAAAAUACAUUAAUAAUGUAUUACCAAAGACUUUUCAUAAGCUAUGGAAUUGAACAGAACACUGAAACAAAUUUAAAAAAAAAGUUACCCUGGGGAAACCUGAAAUUUUCUUUAAAAAUGUUGUCAUUGUGGUCUUCAACUGUGUCCUUUUCUGUCACUGAUUACUGGAAUCUCACUUUUGUCCAAAAAAACAACAAUGAGAUACGAUUAGAUUGACAGAAAAGAAGAUAAUGCACAAAUAGCUUAUUUUCAUUGGAAGUGUUUAAAUUUCUCAGUCACAAAACACACAGCUGCAGAAAUGAUGACAAUCCUACCAUGUGUGUUAAUUUUUAACUUCAACUGUAAUUAAAAAGUAAUUUUAUUAAAAUGUGGUAAUUUAACAGCA